Messenger RNA from Bufo bufo (common toad), 1206 nucleotides. It is a transcript of the gene CCDC85A, whose product is annotated as coiled-coil domain containing 85A. The transcript is spliced from 2 exons. Bases 1 to 1206 code for a protein of 401 amino acids. The record is from RefSeq and is a predicted model, not a curated record. NCBI's taxonomy places the organism in Eukaryota, Metazoa, Chordata, Amphibia, Anura, Bufonidae.
AUGGCAAAGGUUGUUGGGGAAACUUCGGUGGAAGACCUUGCUAAGGUUUCUGAUGAGGAGCUAAUGAAGUGGACUAAGGAGGAACUGAUUGUCCGGCUCCGAAGAGCAGAGGCUGACAAGAUGAGUGCUAUGCUAGAUCACAGCAAUUUGAUCCGGGAGGUGAAUAGGAGACUGCAGCUACAUCUUGGGGAGAUCAGAGGGCUUAAGGAUGUAAAUCAGAAGCUGCAAGAAGACAACCAAGAACUUAGAGAUCUAUGUUGCUUCUUGGAUGAUGACAGACAAAAGGGAAAACGGAUUUCAAGAGAAUGGCAGAGACUGGGAAGAUAUACUUCAGGAAUAAUGCAAAAAGAGGUUACUUUGUAUUUGCAGAAAUUAAAGGAUCUUGAAGUUAAACAAGAAGAAGUGGUAAAAGAAAACCUUGAACUGAAAGAACUUUGUUUUUUGCUAGAUGAUGAUAAAGUUGGAGUUGCUGGUAGUCGCUGUUCUAUCGACAGUCAAAAUAGCCUCUGUCAGAUGAAUACAACGAUCAGUACUUUCCUGCGAGAUGUUGGUGAUGGAAGUAGCACAUCUAGUGCAGGUAGCACAGAUAGUCCAGACCAUCAUAAACCAAAUUCUACCAACAGUCCUGAGCAUCUUCAAAAAGGCAAAAGUGAAGGAAGUCCUGAACACCAGAAACAUGGAAGUGGCAGUCCGGAACAACUUCAAAAACCUAGGAGUUCAGCAAGCCCUGAUCAUCAGAAACAUCUGAAAAGUGCCAGCCAAGAGCAUCAUAAAAGUGUGGGUAAAAGUAGUCCUGAGCCACAAAGGCAUACGUGUAGUAGCCCAGAAAAUCUACAAAAACAAAUAUUAAGUAGUAGUCCUGAACAUUUUAAAAAGCAUAGGUCUGGUGGUAGUCCAGAGUACCAGAAGCUCUGUGGCAGCCCAGAACAUCUCCAAAAACAUACAUUAAGUGGAAACUCAGAACAUCUUCAAAAAGCAAGGGGCAGUAGCCCUGAGCAUCUCAGACAUUUUGGAGGUAGUCCUGAACAUCUCAAACUUUUGAGUGGGAGCAGCAGGGAAGCCUUAAGGAGACAAGUAGCAGAUGAAAUGUCAUCUCAUCACAGAAGUGUGUACAAUGGAAUGAAUGGUGGGUGGACAAGCCUACUGAAAUCCCCAUUUUUUAAAAUGGAGUUUUCUGCAUGUAUUAAACAACCAGAAUAUACAUGA